Molecule: messenger RNA, 8479 nt
Organism: Cuculus canorus (common cuckoo)
Lineage: Eukaryota; Metazoa; Chordata; Aves; Cuculiformes; Cuculidae
Gene: SMAD1
Product: SMAD family member 1
Exons: 7
Coding region: 388-1785 (465 amino acids)
Biological process (GO): regulation of transcription by RNA polymerase II; anatomical structure morphogenesis; SMAD protein signal transduction
Cellular component (GO): heteromeric SMAD protein complex
Molecular function (GO): RNA polymerase II cis-regulatory region sequence-specific DNA binding; I-SMAD binding; DNA-binding transcription factor activity, RNA polymerase II-specific
Source: RefSeq, a predicted model, not a curated record
UCUGUGUGUGUGUGUGUGUGUGAGUGAGCGGCGCUGGCAGCGGGGCGAGCGGCGGCUGGGCGGCUCCGACUCGCUGACGCCGCCGAGACCGGAUCGAUCCAGGCGCGGGGGCUGCUCAGCCGGGAUCGGGACCCCCCACCCCCCUUCCUUGCCGCCCGGCACCCGGUUCUCUACUGGAAAGGUUUAGAGUAAUGAGAAGGUUGCGUUCAUCAAGAGGGGAUGUCAGCGCUGCCUUCCUGGGACUGGAGCACUGAAAAGGAGAAAGGACCGGAAAUAUUUGAUGCAAGCUGCUUUUGACUGCUGACAGAAUCUGCCGUACCCUGGUGGUGGCUGAACAACAGGAUUAUCUCCUGCUUGCUUCUUGGGUAUCACCACAGUGGGGUCACCAUGAAUGUGACCAGUUUAUUCUCCUUCACCAGCCCAGCAGUGAAGAGGCUCUUGGGAUGGAAGCAGGGGGAUGAAGAAGAAAAAUGGGCAGAGAAAGCUGUUGAUGCAUUAGUGAAAAAACUGAAGAAGAAAAAAGGUGCUAUGGAGGAGCUGGAAAAGGCAUUAAGCUGUCCUGGUCAGCCCAGCAACUGUGUCACAAUUCCUCGUUCCUUGGAUGGCAGGCUUCAGGUUUCGCACCGGAAAGGGCUACCGCAUGUAAUUUACUGUAGAGUGUGGCGCUGGCCGGACCUGCAGAGCCAUCAUGAACUGAAACCACUGGAAUGCUGCGAGUUUCCCUUUGGUUCAAAACAGAAGGAGGUUUGCAUCAAUCCCUACCACUACAAGCGGGUAGAGAGUCCUGUCCUUCCUCCGGUGCUGGUUCCAAGGCACAGCGAGUACAACCCUCAGCACAGCCUCUUGGCCCAAUUCCGCAACCUGGGACAAAAUGAGCCCCACAUGCCGCACAACGCUACUUUCCCGGACUCUUUUCAGCAACCCAAUAGCCACCCGUUCCCCCACUCGCCCAACAGCAGCUAUCCAAACUCACCUGGAAGCAGCAGUAGCACCUACCCGCAUUCUCCAGCCAGCUCAGAUCCGGGAAGUCCUUUCCAGAUGCCAGCUGAUACUCCCCCUCCUGCUUACCUGCCUCCGGAAGAGCAGAUGACACACGAUACUUCCCAGCCAAUGGAUACCAACAUGAUGGCACCCACAAUUCCUCAUGACAUACACCGGGGAGAUGUUCAGGCAGUUGCUUAUGAAGAGCCGAAGCACUGGUGCUCCAUUGUCUACUAUGAGCUGAAUAAUCGCGUUGGGGAGGCAUUCCACGCUUCUUCCACCAGCAUCCUGGUGGAUGGCUUCACUGAUCCUUCAAACAACAAGAACAGAUUUUGCCUGGGGCUGCUCUCGAAUGUUAACCGCAACUCCACCAUUGAGAACACCAGGCGGCAUAUUGGCAAAGGUGUUCAUCUCUAUUAUGUUGGUGGGGAAGUGUAUGCUGAAUGUCUUAGUGACAGCAGUAUUUUUGUGCAAAGUCGGAAUUGCAACUACCAUCAUGGGUUCCAUCCCACCACGGUCUGCAAAAUCCCCAGUGGCUGCAGUCUGAAGAUUUUCAAUAAUCAAGAGUUUGCUCAGCUUUUGGCUCAGUCAGUGAACCAUGGCUUUGAGACAGUGUAUGAGCUUACCAAGAUGUGCACUCUCCGUAUGAGUUUUGUAAAGGGUUGGGGAGCCGAAUAUCACCGUCAGGAUGUAACAAGCACUCCAUGCUGGAUAGAGAUACACCUUCAUGGUCCCCUUCAGUGGCUGGAUAAAGUACUUACUCAGAUGGGCUCUCCUCAUAAUCCUAUUUCUUCAGUGUCUUAAAAGGUCCCAAGAUCGUGCAUUUUGGAAACAACUGAGCCUUGCAUGUACUUGAAGGACGUAUGAGUCAGACACACACAUUUUUACUCCCCCCUCCCCUUACCCUGAACUGGCAACAGCUGAAAAAGAGCCAUGAAAAUACUUGACUUCUGUGACCAACUGUUGGAUUCAGAAAAUAAACCAACCCCACAACCCUCUUUGACAUACUGUUGGUAUUAAGAAUUUUAGUUUACAUUGUAACGUACUCUUGUAAAGUUGAUUUGCAGGGCUUAGUGCAACAACAAUGACUGAGCCAAACCUACAAUCUGUUGGACCGACUUCCCAAAGGAUCUUCCUGUAGCUGGCACUCUGAGAUUCUCUUUCUUCCUUACAUUCAGUGCUCUCUGUUUUCCCCUGUGUCCUCUGGGGCUGAGCGCCGAUGUUGGUGAAGCCUGCUUUUUGCAGGCUCUCUGGAGUACAUUUUAAACCGUUUGUCUAAGCUGAUGGUUGCUGUUCUCUUUGAAAGAAAAAAACAGUCAUAAGAUUUAAUCUCAAUAACUGUGUAGUAAUCUUUGAAAUCGUGUCCUGACCAUACUGCUGUAAGAAUGUUAGGUAUGUUUUUUGCUAAAUGUAUGUACGGUGUAUUUGAAAGUCUAGAAAUUAAUUAGAUUUAGACCAUAAAGGAAUUGGGACUACUUGAAUGGGGGGAGGUGGGAAUGGGAAGGCAAUAUGACAACUGAAAUGUAGAAUAUAUUGUACACAUAGCUUGUUAGUUUAAACUGAGGUCUGAGUUUUGCUGUGCAUUUCAUUUUUAUAGUGGCUUCAUCUUGUUAAUUCUGACUAUUUUUGCCUCUUUGUUUUCCCUGAAAACAAUUGCGCAGGUGGUUAAUCCUUUUACCCGUGAAGAGGACAAAAUGAUUAAUUCCUGCAGUUUGAUGGCUGCAGCUCUAUGUAUUUCAAGGCAAAAUUGUACAGAGUGCUCUUUAACUAUUGACCGGUUUUAUACAGUUUAUGUAGCAGAAGGCGGCUUUUAAUUUUUUAAGAGAAUCUUGUUUUGCCAAACCGAGGAACUGUUAAUUGUUUGGAGGACUUUGAAAUCCCUGUGUGGGUCUGUUUCAAAAUUAAAAAAAAAUAUAUUUUUAAUUUUUAUUUUUUUUUACUGCUUGGUUUAUUUUCUUCUCUUUGAUCUUUUAUAUUCACGUUAAGCUGUAAUACUAAGUACCUUUAUUCCAAAACUAGUCAGUCCUCUUUACUGGAAGUUUUGAAUAAAACCUGUUGUUAUUGCUUACAUUUGAUUAAAACUUUGUCUUGUCCACUUUUUAGUAGACUCUUAACAAACCAGAGAAGAGAUAUGGUCUUGGAGGAGGAACAGCUAGAAAUGAAGAUGUGCUGAGCUUAGACAUUUAUGAUUAGUACAGGUUAGUAACCCUACUAAACUAAGUAUGUGAGAUAAAUGAGUAGUCUAGGCAGAAGGAUUGUUUUAGCCAGGCAAGAUUAGAAUGGAUGCAGUAACACUGAAGUAUCCUAGAUGCUUAGCUAAGUUUCUGUGAGAUUUCAACCUAUGACACCUGUAUGAGAAGAGAUUUUGCUCAGGUUGCAUUGCCAGUGAGCUCUUGCUGCUCUUUGCUGUGUCUACAGUGAGGAGCCUCCAUGCUCCCUUUCCCACACAUCUGCUUUUGCCCUGGGGAGAGGUGAGAAAGGACUGUCCCUUGGCAGCUGCCAGAGGUCUGUCAGGUGCUGGGAUGGUGGAGUUUGAGAGACUGGGGGUUGACUGGAGAUCCAGUGCCUGUGCCUGCAGACCAUGCAACACUAAUAGGAGCAUGAGGGAAAGAUGAGCAACAGAGAUGAGUGUGUGUUCAGCCAGAUGUAUGCAUGUGUGUCACUGUAAUGAAUAACAGCCCUUUUUAGAGAAUUAGUCAAUCCCAUAUAUUUUUUUUAAGUUUAUUCCAUUGUUUGGUUCAGUAUACAUUUUUAAAACUAUCCCUUCUUCCUCUGCUAAGGGGGAGAAAUCCAUAAUGUUCAAGUAUUUAGUAGAACUCAGUGACUUUUUGUAUUUUUAAGUUCCAAAAACAUUUUUUUUAAAUUCAUUUUAAUACAUAUUUUUCAUAAAGAAGCAGUCAUAGCAGAAAUGUAAGUCUUAAAAAUAAGUAACAUUUAAAGAUGACCGAAAAGAAGAAAGCUGUUUGCUGUUCAGUCACUGUCUCUGUUUUUAUCAUCUUCAGCCCCUGCUACAUUAAUUCUCAGCUGUUCCCACAGUUUCUUUCCUUUUUUUUGGAAUGCAGCACUGAGGCAGUGACUUUUUUUAUCAGUGCUGUAACCAUCCAUCAUGCAAGUCUUAAGAGUGUUUUUAUUUGAGUGUUUUCUUAUUUGGAUGAUCCUGUGCAAGCUUUGGUAAACUUGGAUAUAGCUUUGGAAUAAGAAGAGACAGUUUUAUGUUGUGACUGCUUUUGGAUGUUAGUGUCUUGUAUGCUUUGGGCUAUACUGCCUCUCUGUUUUUCCUAAACAGGGAUUAAAAUCAAAAUACUAGCUCUGUAGUGUCUCAGAAACUUUUAGUGGGAUUUCUGCACGGUUCCAGUUUUAGUGAGUUCCUCCUGUUGUGAAUUUUUCUAUGCUAUUGAUACUGUUGAAGUGCAGGGUACAUAAUAUUUUCUUUGUCUGUUAUCUGGCUUUUUGUUUAUAUUGAGGAAACAUUAGGUGUAAGGAACAAGUGAACCUUCAUGUGAUGGCACAAGGUGUCCCAGCUGCACUUUAUUAAAUAAGCUGAGUGGAUUGGAGUAACACCUGAGACUAAUAGGCAGAAAAAAUGGAAGGUAGGACAGAAGUUACCUUGGAGGAGGCAACUGCUAGCUUGAGGCUCUUUGAAGACUUUUUUUUGAGCAUCUUGGAGAAGAUUUCUUACUGAUUUGCCCCACUGCAGAGAGCUGGAGUCAUAAACCUGCAGAAGUCACAGGACAAGACAGAAGGAAAAGCUUCUUGCUGAACUUUCACAAUACAGAGAAUGGUAACAGCUAGAAGCUGGGAGGGAGCCUGCAGUGUCAACUGUGUAACCAGGUGAGCCCCUGCUGCCUAUUUGGAUUUGUAGUUUCCUGGGUCUAGUCUUCUGAACAAAACCCAUAGUUUCCUGGGUUUAGUCUUCUGAACAACAGGGUUAAACACAGAAGACACCGCUUCAAGGUAAAAAGCCAAGAUUGUCCCUGUUUGGAGAAACUGAAAAGAUAUGGGUUACUGUUUUGGAAAAAGAAUUGAGGAAGAACAGUGAACAGUAGAUGUGGAGACAAAUACUUCCAUGGACCUGAAUGUGUUUUGGAAUCUGUGCUCUGGCUUUUAAGUGCCAGAAAGAAAAUAACUUGCCCCAGGUGGAGAUGACUUUUUAACCAUUUGAAAUUCUCUGGUGAACCUUUAAAAGACUUGAUGAAAGAUAAGACAGGUAGUCAUGGUUACUUUUGUGGUUUUAGGAAGGUUUGGAGAGAAAUAAUUCAUGUUUCAACAUAUCCUGAGUCAAAAUCAUGGUCCUGAUCUUCUUAUGCUCACUAACCUGGUUUUGCUAUCUAGUUUGAUAAAGCCAUUCCCUUACUAAAUCACUUCUCUUGCUACUGUAGCUGUGUUUUCACAACUGGAAUUUUCUUUCUAGCCUCAAAGAAUGUGGUUCUGUGACUAUCACUGUUUGAAGACAAUAAAUCAGUGCAGAAAUAUCUGAAAUUUAUAUGGCCCUUUCUUGGUGUGCCUUUCUCCUUCAUUUUUCCUUUGUUGCCAUACUUUAAAUCCUUGAUCGACGUCUUGGAAGUUAGCUGUGUUUUGAUGGUCUCUUUAUUAAUUGCUGCUGGUCUGUUCUGUUCAGCACACUGUAGCCUCUUAUUCUGCUCUUGAGAUACAUGAUUCAUAACCGUGAACUGGCAGUCACCUUUUUCUGGAUGCAUGCCUAAAUAUACAACAUAACUCUACCAUCACCAGUCAUGGUAAAGCAAUAUAUUUUUUACAUGCAUCAUCUCACAGUUCAUUUUCUUCAAAUACAUUUGUAAUUCUAUGCAGGAGAGAAGUGAAAAUGGCUCUUAUUUUCCUCUGUUCCCUUUUGUCCUUGACUUAAACAGCUCAACAAAGAGAGACAGCCAUGUUAUCCUUUUAGGGGACAUUCUUUUUUGUUUCCUAAGCCUCCCUCCCUGACUCCUAUAUUCUUGAUUACUUUUUUUUUUUCAUAUUUUGCAAAUAGCUGUUUGUUUUAUUCUUUUCUCAUACAUGCUGGACACUGGAUGUUUUAGUUUGACAGAAAGCCCUCUACUGAAUGCUUGAAGAAAGGCAAAUAAGAAUUAUGAAUUGCUGGAGGCACUGGAACCCACCCAUAAAGAUAUGCAUGCUUCACAGGCACCACUAUCUCACCUCUUGCUGUCUCAAACGCUUUUUGGAAGAGGAAGGUGAAUUGAGACAAGUUCAUGCUAUUGGAUUUCUCUUUUGGUUGGGAUUACUGUUUUAAAGGUUUUUAGUUAACAUUCCCUUCCUUCCUCUCUAUAGUAGUAUGUCACUUGGUUUAACAUCUGACUGAAAGGGCAGAAAUUGUCAGCCAGGGUGCUCAUGCUUUGUAUUAAUGGUUGUGUUCCCUGACUGCCAUCUUCAGCUUCACAAGCAAGCCCUGCACUGGUUCUCGUCAUAUCUCUCUCUCUCUCUCUCUCUCCCAGCAGGCUUGUGUCAUUUGUAGAACGAAGAGCCUGUACUCACCGUUUGCCUUGGUGAUUUGUUCAGAGGUGAAACCUCUGCAGGACAAAUGAAGCUGUGUGGUUGGGGCCUGGCUUUCAUUUGUAUGACUCCUAUUUCACUCAUCCCAGCUGUGGGAGAUGUUGAUCUCUUCAGCUGCAACAGCUACGUCUUCCGGGGAUGUAUGGUGAAUUGGUUUUCAUGAAGCAAUUGCAAUGGAGAGACAGCCUCCUAAUCAUGCCUGUUGUAAGCACAGAAGCAACACCAAUAAUGUUUAUAAUGUAAGCAUCCCCUGGGCUUGAUGUGUGUACAAAGAUGAGAAGGUCUGCUGCAGUGAAUGGACAAGAUGGGAGUUUUUACUUUGGCGUGAUACAGCUAAAAAUGGCAUAUGGGUCCUCGGUGUAUGUUAACUCGUCAUAUGUAGCUGAGGUCAUUAAAACUAAUACUAAACAAUCCCCUCAAAUUUUACAAACAGUCCAAUAAUCUGGGAUUUAAUUCACUCAUCUUUCAGGAAUGUAAGAAUUUUUUUUCUAAGGGGUGCAGAUUCCUAUUUUUCCCUUAGGAACUGGUUUGUAAUUUCCACUUUUCAUCCUUCCGCUAAGAUAUGAGUUGAAAACUCUGUAUUAUCUUUUCAUGAUCUUGCUAUUUCAUCAGAGACUUGAAAUCUUUAAAGCUUAGGGGAGUUUGCUGUAGGUAAAUCUUGAAGAAGUGAGCACCUUCAUGUGCUUCAGAUUGCAGACAGGACUUAAGAUCUCUCCUCCUAGUAGGUCUCUCGUUGUACUGUUAGAAACCUGCCACUUACAACUCUGUAUUGUAGUAAAUAUAAAAUGUGCUAUAACUGAAUCACAGAGAGGAGUCUGCACCUGCCAAGCAGGCUUUCCUUGCUCAAAGACUUUGGUUUAAGUGGAGGGGUCACUUGCUAAGACGUGGUGGGAAUGCCACAGUUUGCCUUGUUAAAAACUAUUCCGAUUUUCCUGUUGCGUCUUCUUUCCCCCGUAUCCCUGUAAAUGUAAAAAAAAAAACAAAAAACCCACCUAUUUUAUAUAUGAAGAAAACUGGUCUAACUUUUUCUUUCCUUAUCCUUCCUUAUGUUAUGACUUCGAGCUUCCUGAUUUUAUAUUCCUUUAUAUUACUGAGUUGAAUUUAGAACGAGUCAAACAGGAGAAUGAGACUCGAUUUGUGUAGUGCUGCAGUAAGAGUUCAUGUUUUCCCAGAGCACUUCGUUCUUGGCAGGAGAGCGGGGUCUGCCUCAUCUCUGAGCCCUUCGCUUCUGCCUUCUGUUGAUACUUUUGGGAUUGGUGAUCCUGAGCAUUUUCAGACAUAUAUGUGGAGACUGGAAGAUGGCUGUUGUCCCAUCAGAUAUUUCUUCAAGCUCGUGGACCAGUCUCCUCAAGUCAGAAUCACCAUAGGCCGUAGUGCUGGCAACAGCACUAUUUAAAAACUGGAUCCAACCAUGGCUUCAUUUUGAACAUGGCUCGGGCAGUGGUUUGACUACAAACAAACUUUACAAAUGUCUCAAAACCAGCUUGAUCCUUGUGUGUUUUGGAUUUGGUCCAUGCUGUUUCCUAAAGCACUACAGAAAGAAGCUACCUUGAUCUGCAUGCUCUGAAGACUUAUGGUUCCAGGAGCUGGAUUUUUAUCUUGUGCCAAGAGAGAAGCUUUGUAAAUACUCUUUCAUGGGGUAGCUUUUAAUUUGGGUGUGGAGUUUCUUUGUAACCCUACUGGUAAUGAUUGAUUUGGCGCUAAUUCGAAAUACAUUCUGGGCAUUGUGCUCCAUCUGUUUUUUGACCCACUGUAUUGCUUUUGGUCUUUCAGGAAUAAUGCCAUUGUGCUAAGUGUUCCUGUGAUUUCCCCAAGUCACAGGAGCAAGUUUGAACAGAUAGAGUAAUAGGGCUUAGUUUGAGCUUAUGUUGAUAGAAAGCAGCUAUUUCAGAGCAGCCUGAUCUAGUGGGACGUGUCCCUGCCCAUGGCAGGGGAAUUGGAACUAGAUUAUCUUUAAGGUCCCUUCCAACCCAAACUAUUCUGUGAUUGU